Molecule: messenger RNA, 2129 nt
Organism: Haliotis rufescens (red abalone)
Lineage: Eukaryota; Metazoa; Mollusca; Gastropoda; Lepetellida; Haliotidae
Exons: 5
Coding region: 27-785 (252 amino acids)
Source: RefSeq, a predicted model, not a curated record
UAUUUUACUUCCUUGUAUUCUUACGGAUGGCGGAUUUAUACACCAACACAAUGUACAACUGGAGACACACCAUCAGUUUGUUCUGCAUUCUGCAGACAUAUCAUGCAGGUGCAACCAUACAGACAAGUAGAGCUUGUUAUGGAAGUAUUGGUUCUGGUUCCUGUACUCUGCAUGACAUCAGCUGUAGCUGCUCUCUGAGGAUCACCAUCAGUGAUGCCUACUACACAAACAAUACAGAGUGUGGAAUCACUGGUCUCUCUAGGUGCGCCACCAUCAACCCUGACAGCAUAACAGAACAUGGUUACUUCAAGUUCAAUGACACCGAGCUGCUCCCCCUCUACAACAUCUGCUCUACAAAGACUCAAUGUGUGUAUCCGGCUCCUCGAAGAUCAGCAUUUCUUUCCUUCUCUGUUGUGAAAUACCAGUGCAUGGCAAGAAUUACGACAGACGGGCCGAACACCGGGGCUACCGAGGGUCCAUCGUCCACACCCGCCUCUUCUCAUGAUCAAUUCCCAGUUGGUGUGUUUAUGGGAGGUGCAGGUGCUGGAGGAGUGGUUGUAGCCCUGGCUGUCAUUGCAGGGUACUUCCUGAUUCUCAGACGUCGGUAUGACAUCACCACCAAGACACCAGCGCCGUCGCUUCCUUUCACGGAUCAUCCCACGUCCGCUGAUCUGUCUGCUCGAGUCGAUGUCAACAACUACGCCGUCAUGGGACAACCAUCCAUAUCCCCAGAAGAUGCCACCCAUGACGCCAGUCUUCCUGCCUCCGAUUACCAAACAAUUUGAACCUUUCGUUCAUCAUGCGUGUAUUCUCUUUCAGCACAGUAUUUCAUCAUGCAAAGAGCUGUACUAUAUGACACUCAAUGACAUGACAGAGCAUCCAUGUUUUUCUAUGAUCAUCAUGAUUCCAACCAUAAUGAUUGUUUAUCGUUUUUGGUGUCAAGAUCACAAUGUAUAUAUUUCUCUGAAGUUGGUUUGAUUGUAUGUAUUAAAGUGUGGUUGGACUGUAUGUAAGCUGUGAGCUUUAGAGGUGUUAUGUAAGAUUGCUUGGGUCACGCGUGAACGUCAUUUGUUGUAUGAACGGUGUGAUUGAGUGGGUAUUUAAAAAGACUGUGAACAGAAAUCGAGGGCAGUCAACGAGAAUUCUAACCUUGGUUAGACGGUUUUGGUUUUGGUGCGUUGUCCAAAUCUUGUGGCGUAAGUUACAUUUUAUUUGAAUAUUGGUUAUGCUUAUAUUCUUGUAGCUUGAUCAUGUAAGUAUUGAUUGACAUUGGUUAUUCUAAGUUGUACUUGCUCAAUGUAUGUUAAAUAACUCUAUGCUUUUUUAGUUAUUAUGAGUAUUGUACAGGCUUGAUGUAUGUUGAAUAACCGUGUAUAGUUAUUCUGAGCAUGCUCCCAUGCUCAUUUGUAUGGUGAAUACCUAUGUGUGUACCAUUCUGAGUAUAAAAUACUCGAUGUAAGGUGAAUGGUUACUUGUAUAUAAACUUACGUGUAAACGUUUGUUGUAUAGUGUCCGGGGACCCAGAGGGGCACCUGUAUGAAGUAUGAGGAGACAGUGUCAUUCAUUUUAUGAAGCCUGGCCCCAGGGCGACAGAUGGCCAAGUACACAGAGAUGUUUACAUCUGGAUAGAAGGAGACCUGUGUGAGGCUCGUAACAAUGUACAGUUUAUAAUGCAAUGGCGUAGAAGGAGGCGUGGCGAAUGAAUUUGUACGUAUUGUGUACAUAAAGAGAGAUAAUUGUUGACAUGCAUGUAUUGAAAUGUUGGAAGAAAUAAUGCCUUAAAGAUGUUAAUGUAUUGAGGUGUUGAUGUUGAGAUGUAUUAAUGUGACCUGAUAUUGAUGUAUUGAUGUAUUGAUGUUCUGUCAUUGAUGCAAUGAUAUAUUGAUGUAUUAAUAGAGAUUUAGAGAUAGAUUAUUAGGGCAAAAUUAGUGAAUGUGUAAGUAGGGUUAACCUUAACUAUUUGGAAAGUGUAUGUUAAUGGGACAGAGGGUGUGUGUGAAGUAUGUGAAGGAUGUGAAGUGUGUGUGAAGUAUGUGAAGUGUGUGUGAAGGAUGUGAAGAGUGUGAAGUGUGUGAAGGGUGAUAGUGGAAGGUAGCUGAAUGGUUGUGAGUGCGUUGGAUACAUCAUUA